Messenger RNA from Hypanus sabinus (Atlantic stingray), 1131 nucleotides. Its product is annotated as granzyme K-like. NCBI's taxonomy places the organism in Eukaryota, Metazoa, Chordata, Chondrichthyes, Myliobatiformes, Dasyatidae. Bases 1 to 996 code for a protein of 331 amino acids. The transcript has 6 exons. Gene Ontology annotation, biological process: proteolysis. Gene Ontology annotation, molecular function: serine-type endopeptidase activity. The record is from RefSeq and is a predicted model, not a curated record.
AUGAACAGGCAGUUAGAUCAGUUCCUGCUGCUGGCCCGCGUCUUUGUACUUCCCUUUCUUUCUGUGCCCGCUCUUUCGGACGAGUCCGACCUGAGCUAUGUCACUUGCGGGUCGGUUAUCAAGUUGUUAAACACACUGCGCAAUGUCCGGCUGCACUCGCAUGAGGUGAAGUACGGCUCGGGAACAAUAGUUACUGGAGGAUACGUGGAAGAAGUGACAUUGUUUGCCAACGUGGAACGUACUGGGAAAGAAAAAAAAUUCAAUCCUGGAGCUGAAAUUAUUGGAGGUCAUGAAGUUGAACCGCAUUCAAGACCUUAUAUGGCAUCUCUCCAACUAUAUAUCGGGAACAAUAUGUAUGUUCCCUAUUGCGGAGGUGCUUUGAUCAGACCAAACUGGGUACUAACUGCAGCACACUGUGAAAAGACAAUUGGAUCAGGCCAGGUUCUUCAAGCAGUUCUUGGAGUUCAUUCUCUUUCGAAGCACGAGAUAAGUCAGCAAAGACUACGUAUCAUCAGACAGAUUCCCAUUACAAAAUACAACAAUCUGACUAAGGAAGAUGAUAUCAUGCUGUUGCAACUCGAGACUGAUGCAAAAAUCAACCAGUAUGUGAAUGUGCUCAACCUUCCCAAAGGAGGAAUCACCAACAUGAAAUCUGGAACAAGGUGCACCGUGGCAGGAUGGGGAAAAACAAAAAUAAACAAUUACCCUGACACACUUCAAGAGGUGGAGGUCGAGGUAAUUGAUCGCAGAAAAUGCAACAGCAUGGAUUAUUACAAUCAUACACCUGAAAUAACCCAGGACAUGAUCUGUGUUGGUGACAGCAACGGCAGAGGAGAUUCAUGUCAGGGUGAUUCAGGCGGCCCUUUGAUAUGCAAGAAAAUGUAUACUGGGAUUGUGUCCUUUGGCGGAAAAGAAUGUGCAAUUGCCAAAAGGCCUGGGGUGUACACUUUACUAACAAAGAAAUACAUUGAUUGGAUUCGGGAUACAAUUGGUUGACCGCUGAAGAAUGCUGAAGAGCUGUACUGCGUUAUCACAAUCCUGCUUCACUCUGCUUUACUUACACUGAUGCUCAGUUAAUUGGCCUAGAGGGCCGGCUUGCCUCUAUCCUUACCUUUUCUGUUUUGCAUAAAA